Molecule: messenger RNA, 3055 nt
Organism: Portunus trituberculatus (swimming crab)
Lineage: Eukaryota; Metazoa; Arthropoda; Malacostraca; Decapoda; Portunidae
Exons: 3
Coding region: 676-1671 (331 amino acids)
Source: RefSeq, a predicted model, not a curated record
AGCUGGGGGUUGUACAGUGUGGGUGAGGACAGUUUUCUACGAGACCACCGCGGCAGACCACCUCGGCAGCUCUCCACGCAUUGAUUUGCCUGUGUGCGGGGUUGCCGAAUACGCGAGACCUGUUUUCUCUAUCCCUCCGUGAGCUCUUGACACUGGUGUAGUGGUGCGGUCAAUUACUGGCUAGAUUAUGGCGCAGAACCCAUGUAUCAGCCGUCAAAACCUACAAAGCUUCCAGUUAUGACCAUACCUGCGUCAGAACACCACAGUCUCCACUACGCUGCCUGUAUGGAACGUUACACUCGUACGUAGCAUCUGAGAGGAACCAAAACAGAAACAAAACUCCCUCACAUCUCACCUCCAGCCUCCGCACCACACUCCACAGGGCAAAGGAGGAGGACAAGGAGGAAUCGAGGACGAGGAGGAGGUGGAGAAGGAGGAGGUGCACUGAUGGUGAUGGUGGUGAUCGUGGUGAAGAGGUGGUGAAUUGUGUGUGACGGAUUACCAGGUUUGUGAGGCAGGAAGCAGCAUGGAGCAUAACCUCAUCUAGGACAUCGAGGCCUUGCGAUGGACUUUUGAUGAAGGUGAAGAGGGAAGACAGUGGCUCAGCGGACCAGCGCACCACAGACUCAGCAUACUAUCAGAAAAUGAAUGCCCUCUGGUAGCUGAGAGGCCGCCAUGCACUUCUGGAUCGACAAGCGGAGCGCGUGCGGCCAGCGGGGUGCUCAGUUCGUCGGGUCCCCGUGUCUGUACCGCCCAAAAGCUCGCCACUACCCCAUGGUGACCCCAGUGCACAGGUUCCAGCGCAUCGAAUCCGUACAGGCGGAAGGGCGGCGUGGUGGCGAGGCAGGGCGUGGCCGAGCAGGGCGGGGACGGCGGCUCGGUUCCUCCCGCCCAUCAACUGACGAGGAUGAGGAGGAGAGUGUUCGCGUGCCCCUUGGUGAGACAGCGGCCCCAGAUGAGGCAUGCCUGACCCGCCUGAGCGUGCCCUCCACUCGCCAUGGCCGUAGGACCUCCGCUAACUCCUCGGUAUACUCUCGUGUCCCCGAUAACUUCAAUUUGUUCCGGAUGGGCGGCAUCAACUGGUGCGUGUGGGCAGCAUUCAUCGUGGUCACCAUGCUGCUAGUACCCGCCCACCUCUAUCUAAAAAACUUCCACUACCGCGGCGAGUUGGUGGGCAUCAUUUUCGUGGUCAUCUUGCUGUUCCUCGUCUGCUUCUCAGUGUCGCUCUUUCACACCAAGACACGCGCCAUCUUACUCCAUCGCCUCAAUCUGGAAGACGAUGCCCGCGGUUGCGCCCUUGAUCAAAGCAGCGCCUCUCCUGCUCGUCGCCGCCCGCUGUUCGCCACGCCCACCCUGGCUCACCGCCGACUGGUGCGUCACCUCCCCUGCCCCCCAGUCCGCAUGUCCAUGUCCACCCCUGAUCUGGUAGACGGCCACGCCCUUGCCCGGGACAGAAUGGCGCGAUCUCACUCCCAGGCAUCACGCGGCGUCAGUUACGGCAUCUUGAGGCCCCACGACACCAAUGACCACCGCCUGGAGACACCUCUCGCCUCUGAUGCCACCACUGACCCGCCGCCCUACCACGUGGCCAUCCUGCUGCCAGCGCCCACUCACGCCGCCGCGCCCAGGGAAUGCGAGACGCCCCCGCCUGCCUACGACGUGGUGCAGUGAUUCCCACCAUCGCUCACACAUGGACGAAAUGCAAGCAGAACACGACGCAGUGCCCGUCCUUACGGCUAGCAUCCAUUCGCUGUGUCAGUGCAAACUUGCAUAGGCUGAAACACACCCUGUGCAUCAAUGUGAAGCAACUGAGGCGUUCAUUUUGUCAUUUUUUUCCAGGAAAUGAUCACUCUGUCACUCGGCUGAUCUUCGGGAAGAGGCCUUCUCAGGUCUGUGUAGAUCUAGCCAAGCUUUCGCCUCGCUAAGGCAUCUUCAUAGCAACAACAGCUGGCUUACGGCCUUGUGAUGGCUUUGUCCAUUAUCCUUUGGGAAAGUGAGACGGCAAAAUGUGGUUCUUAGUGAUAUACUCACAGAGGCCACUGGCGUCAUUCAACGACUCUUUUUCCAGUAUAGGGGAGUUAAUGGGGACGUCAGUUUUUAUUUUCCAUGAAAAAUAACAACGGCGCCUGCUGCUGGUGUAUGUCGCACUGCGCCGCACUGAACGAAGAGUCUCGCAAAGCACACAGCAGCUCCAAAGAAAUUAUUUGCAAGUGACGGAAUAAAAAAAGAAUAAGCGACUUUAAAAUCAAACAGCAGUAGAGUCAGAGUGCACUUGCAACCACUGCUGCAACUUUCACAAUUAGAACGAUAAUGUAACAAUAAACAGAAAAAAAAAAAAACAUGUAUUCGCAACACAGAGGUAAUGGUAUAAAAGAAGGAGCUGCAAUGUACUGAUGGAACACUUACAACAACUUUACAUCAGCUUUCACUAGUGACUUAGUGACUUUUGGGUUACUCUACAUACCUAAUCUUUUCCUGGGAUAUAAGCAAUCAAAAAUAAGUAAGCAAAAAUCAAGCUGGUGCGAUCAAAGGUUAUAUUAUAGCCAUUAGCAUGCUGAAGCUGAGAGAGAGAGAGAGAGAGAGAGAGAGAGAGAGAGAGAGAGAGAGAGAGAGAGAGAGAGAGAGAGAGAGAGAGAGAGAGAGAGAGAGAGAGAGAGAGAGCACUUUCCUCAGUACAAUAAAAAGCUACGCACAAUCUUCCCUUCCUCCCUAUUUCCUCCAUCUCCUUUACCUAAUUUUCCAGUGACAUUCCAUUAGCACGGCAGGUAACACGUCCUUGCCCAUCACGGGAGGAGAGGGAAGCAGAGAGGCUUGUGAUCUAUAAACAGAAGCAGAUGUGCACGGUGCAACGAAGGACGAGAGGUGAGAAGCAUGAAACUCACCACAAAGCAUGUUCUAUUAUACCAGGAUAGAAGGGAGAGUCUCGAGCUAAGGCGUGUUAGGUUUGUAGUCACGUCCCAUGCAGUAUCCGCUGGCGUGGGCUGGUUCACGAGUUAUUGUUGCACCCAGAUACCCCACCGUAGCUCUUCAGCGUUGGAGUAAACAUUUUAUAAAC